AUGAUAAAACUUGGCAAGGGCGAGUUUUCAGAAUGGAUAGCCAAACUGAAGGACAAGGGCCAAGAGCUGUCGAGCCACGCCAGUACGUCAAGUGUGACUUUCUGCGAGUCUAACCCGAGCUACUUCUUGCCUGAGGAUCCGCUGCGAAUCUUUGUGCGCACCCGCAACGUGAAAGCGCUGACAGCCCAUUUGUACGAAAUAAAGACCAUGGAGUACUACUCGCGUCUACGCCGUGAGAUCAAAGGCGACAUUUGUCUUGAUGGCUUGCUGCCAACUGAGGAGCAGGUGAUUGAUCUGAGUCACUUGACGCCAUGGCAAGAAGCCCGGGUCCCAAUCGCGUUUCUCGCUACGAAAAAUGCUCAGCGUGGUGUAUUUGUGGUGGAAGUUUUCGAGAAAGGAAUAACUUGCAGGGCAAUCUUACGCAAGGGGUUUCUCCGCCAUGUCGAGCGCAUCACGACCCGAGGACACGAAUUUACAGUACUGGACGAGUAUGGGAACCUUCUUCGUGACGCUCGAGCACUUGUACUCAACAUGAAGUCUGGGGGCAGCCGGGCUCAGCAUGGUCGCGAAUUCUCACCUGACGAUAACGGUGGCAUCAACAUUCCAUUCCGCCACCCGAAUGAGGAAAGUUCGACUGACAAGUUUGCUGUCGCGUUUCGGCUCGGGUCAUUUGGCAGUUUUCAUGGAUCCUUUUCUUACUUAGCCGAAGCAUUUGACGUGGACAUCGACAUGAACAUCGACAAUGAACAAUUACUCCCCGGUUCCACCGCCCAGCUUGUUGCGCGCCCACGUUUGCUCGUUGCAGGCAUUGCGACAGGUGAACCGCUUGAGUUGCUUGUUGAUGUCAAGCUAGUCGUUGAGUUUGACCUUGUCAAUACUAGCAAUGCUGGCUCGAGUUCACACAAGGAAGUCCUGUCAUUUGGCUCCAUGCAGCAGAUUGUAAGUCGCCCACCAUCUUUUGAGAUCCCCAUGGAUGCUGAGGGCUUCAACGUCACGCUCACUGCUCGUGUUUUACGAGAACGUGGCGAGAACCCGGUUGAAACUAGGGAUUUGCCGCAAGUGACCGACUCCAAACGUUUUGAUGUGCAACAGGUUAACGAUUUCGAUGGUACCUACACCGGUCAUUUGGUGCGAAGGCCACUUCAACCAGAAAACCCGUAUGGUCCAAGCGAGUUUCGCGUGUUUGUGCUGGGUCAUAACGGAGAACCAGUUCCGAACGUGCCCGCAGAUUUCAUCAUCAAGCAUGUGCACUCUAGUGAGUUAAUCAAGACGACACUCCAAGCAGACACGGCAGGGGAGAUCAAACUGGGCGAACUCCAAGAUGUCGAACGCCUAACGGUGGAAUUUGGUGCUCGUAAUGGCUCCACGAAGUCGUGCAGUUGGGAGUUGCCGAAUCUGCGCUCAUACCGACCGCAAAUUGUGAAUUGCUCGGUCGAUGAAACUGUGGAGAUUCCGAUCCCUUUCGCCUUCUCGAACAAAGUGGAGGCCUGGGUACAGGAUGAAUUAGUGACAGUGUGCGAAGUUGUGGAUGCUGUACUCCAAAAUUCAACGCAUUGUUCCGAGUUCGAAGUGGUGAAAAAUAAACUGGACUGUCCUGUUUCAGUUGCUGUUCGAAUCAGACAAGCUGGGAAGUACGUGAUCUACCUCCGACCGCUGAAUCUAAAGUAUCCCGUCACUGUGUGCGAGAAGAAGAACACGCAAGUAUCUCUACCGCUGGGCUUGAUCAUCCAGCCAACCCAGGUCCUUCUCGCCACGCGAACACUGCCUUUAACGAUUUGCUCUCAGGAGUUGAAAGCGGAAGGCGAAAAUAAACUGAUGCUGGAAGUUCAACUACGGAACGCUCAAAGGAACUCGACUCAUGUACUGGUAUCACUGAAGCACUUUUUGGAUAUGCGCUCUAAAAAAGUGAGCGAGGUGAUUGUGGCCGAUGGUUUGAAGCCCGUUACGAGUUCCGGGGUCACUCUGCCGCGAUUGUCGUUCCAUUCUGCUCCUCUCGAAAACGACUUUCUCAAGAUGCGCAAGAUUAGUGACGAGUACGCCUACAUUCUUCAACGACGAGCGUUGGUCUCUGCGAACCAGAACUCCUUACUCUUGCUUGGAUCCUCAUCGCUGUCCAAACCGUCGUUGCUCCAAAACCCUCAUGUUGUUGGCGAGUCAGACAUGGAAGUCGUGACUGUUGAAGCCGGGGAUAAGGUGACUGGAUUUAAAUCUGUAGCCACACACGGUAUUGAGUCUGGAGGAAGCUUGCGGAAAAAGAAGAUGAAGAAAAUGGGAUCUUCUCGGGGAUCGUCCGGACGUGCAGAGCUGGGGCCCAGUAUAUCGUUUGUUGGCCAACAGUCCUUGGUUGUAGCCUCAUCGGAAAUCAGCGCGGAUGGUCUCGUUCGAAUUGACUUGAGUGGUCUUUCCUUCUUUUCGGACCAAAAAGGGUCGUUUGAGAUCUGCACAAUCGCGUUUGACUGCGAAAGCGGAUACGUUUGUACACAGGAAUUGUCGAUGACUCUUCCAGCUGCGAAAAGUACCUUCGCGAUACCCAAACGUGAUAUUCGUCUGUCGCUCGAAGAGGCUCUUGCACCAACUGAGCACUUCCACCAAUUUGACAGUCACGAGUGUAUUCGUCCUGGAGAAGUGAAAUCUCUACCGCGUUCAUUUUCGAGUAAAUACGCCCUUUACGAAAGUCUGAAGAGUGCGAUGGAUCUGUGGCCAACACUCACUAGUGGCAGUGACGUUGCUGAGCUAACUGGGAAACUGAAGGGGUGGUGGAGUCUUAGUCCGGGAGAGAAGCACAAUUUCUACUACACGAACGCCUGUGAUGAUCUCCAUUUCUACCUCUUCCGGAAAGAUCCAGCUUUCUUCAAGCAAACAGCCGAACCAUUAGUGGCAGCGAAGAUCUGCAAGUCGUUAGUAGACUACUACGUCCUUGGUGACGAGGUCAGCUUACGGCAAUUCUAUCUCGGCCCCGCUGCAUUCCAGCGCUUGAGUUGUAUCGAGAAACUGUUGGUGGCAGAAAGAGUCACGGAUACGGAAGAAAAGGCUCGCAUCUGCCGAGCUGUAAUCAGCGAAAUUGAGUCCUCGUACCCUUCUGGCUGCUCAACGGUACUUACUGAUAUGUUCAACACGGUGUUGUCUCAAGAAACCACAGAGGUUUCAGAAACGGUCGAGUUUUGGCAGGAAGAGCCCGACGAUGACUUUGGAGUUAGAAGUCUGGAUAGUGAAAGUGGCGAAAAAAGCAAAACGGAGAAGAAGACCAAGAAAAGGAAGAAAGAGGUCCCAUACAUUCCACCCGGAAAGGUUCGCAAGGUAGAAGAAAAACGCUACUUCACCGGACAACGCCCCGCAUUGACAGGCUUAAACAUGUUCUGGAAGCAGUACGCUGAGCACAUACUGCGUCCUCAAACCGGGAAUGGGGGACGUACUCGCUUUGUGUCAUCGUAUUUUCCUGAGGCUCUGGGAUCCAUCACGGAGGGGCUAUUUGCACUAGGUGUGUUGGACCUCGAUUUCGAACCAAAGCCAACCCUAGUGCAGAUGUCAUCAUCUACUGGCACCCACGUCGCACUUUCCCCUGCGACCGAUGUCAUUCUGUAUCAUCGCAGUAUUGGUCCAGCGCAAUGUGAUCCCGCCAUUAACACUGUCCUGAUUCUGAAGCAACGUAUUCAAGACGAGAACGGGGAUACGAAUACGGAGCUUCUGGUGAAUACGGUGUAUACGACCGUUGUCACCCUGAGCAACAUUGGCUUCGAGAACCUCACAAACAUCAAUCUAUUACUGCAAAUACCGCAAGGUGCUCUACCGAUGGGUUCGAGUGGGUUUUACACGAAAAACGAGAUCGGGAAUGUGGCGCCAAAUCACACAAACGAGUUCAAAUUUUCGUUUUACUUUCCGGAGGAAGGGCUAUUCACGCAGUAUCCGGCGCGAGCAUCGGUUGAAGGACUGGUGAUUGGCUCGGCAAGAGCCCAAAACGAUGCCACGACGUACAAGGUCGUUCGGAAUGCUACCCGUGUGAAUUUGACUUCGUGGGCUGAUGUUAGCGCCCGAGGGUCGCUGCAGGAAGUCGUGCACUUUAUGGAGUCUGCGAAACGUGGGGUGAAGAUCGAUCACCAAAAGCUGUACUGGAGAUGCCACGAUAAAGCAUUUUACCGCAGCCUCGUCAAUCAUUUCCGAAGCAAGUUUUUCUUCGUGCCGGGCAUCUGGAAGUACGGGCUUCUACAUCGUGACGAGAUUACGAUGAAAGAGUUUUUCGCCAGCUUAAAGGAAUUGGGCCAGUCUGUCGGUAGUGGCUUCCACUCGUACUUCGUGGACGAAGCGCGACUGUAUCACAACGAACGGUUCGAAUCCUUAUUCGAGAGCUUUGAUUACUGCGAAUUCGGACCUUUCUUGACGAGACGCGUGCAUCCUGUGACGGGGAAGGUAGAUGCACAAGUAUCGUGGGGAGCUGGUACGACGACGACCAAAACGGCGGGGAAACGCAUACUGAAUGCUGAAGCCCGUCGGUACUUUGGAGAACUCUGCCAGAGACUGGGGACGCACACUGGAAUUGACGAGCAGCACCUGCUUGUUAUGGCGUACUAUAUGAUCCUCUUUGAUCGUAUCGAGAAUGGAAUCAAGAUUUUCACUCGUUUGGAGGCUCUACCAGCAAUGACUGAACUGAAAAGCACAGUGCAGUACGCCUAUUUGGCUGCCUUCCUCGAUUUUUUCAGGAACGAUGGCCAACAAGGCCGGAUGUUCGCCGUUGCUCGCCGUGCCAUUUCGAGUUAUGCGUCACACCCGCAGCCACGUUGGCGAGAACGCUUCCAGCAAAUGAAAGAGUUUGUGGACGAGUACGACGCCUUCGAGCUCCAGAGUUUGCGACGACUUGAGGAUAUGGAAGUCGUGGACACCACCAUGGCGACUGCACGCGGCGAAGACCCAACGAUAAAUACUCACCACGGAAGCCAAGUGAAACUGGAAGCUAGAGUCGGUGACGGCGCGGUGGAGAUAUUGUCCAAGUCUCUUGGACAAUGCGAGCUCUCACUUUACCCCAUUGACGUGGAGCUGAUGUUUUCCACGGAGCCAUUCAACACGUUUUCGGACUCUGCUGCAUCCGCAUCAAGUCUUCUGCUAGUCGAGCCUCGCCAGCAGCUGUCUAUUUCCCUGAACGCAUUCGCGAGUGACGAUGACUUGGAGAAGACAGUGGUGCAGAUUCCAAAUGAGCUGCGAGCUGCGCAGAUGAUGCUCAGAAUUCGAGAGGUUUCAUCUUCUCGCACUACGACCAGCGUUGCUCCCCCCAUUGAUAUCAUCCGUCCGUACUUCAACUCGAGCUUGAAAGUGGAAAUCAUGACACAGUGCGGUGUGCUGCAAGUUCUCCGAGGUGGGUUGCCGGUGCGUUCUUGCUACGUGAAGGUGUAUGCCAAGGUAUCAUCGACUGGCAGCCGCACAAAAACCGAGUUCUACAAAGACGGCUACACCGAUCUACUGGGCAAGUUCGCCUAUGUGGGCAUCAACGGAGACCUCAUUACGAAUGUGCAGAAGUUUUCCAUUUUGAUUUCUCACGAGCAGUUCGGUGCGGCCGUGGAGCUGGUUGAUCCUCCAGUGCUCGCGUCUACCGUCGGUGAUUACAGCAGCAAGGAAGAGCGCGAGUUGCUGCUCUAUUGA
This is a messenger RNA of Phytophthora sojae, 5628 nucleotides long. RefSeq lists its product as hypothetical. NCBI's taxonomy places the organism in Eukaryota, Oomycota, Peronosporomycetes, Peronosporales, Peronosporaceae. The record is from RefSeq and is a predicted model, not a curated record. The transcript has 3 exons. Bases 1 to 5628 code for a protein of 1875 amino acids.